This is a messenger RNA of Quercus lobata, 2010 nucleotides long. RefSeq names its product F-box/kelch-repeat protein At3g23880-like. The record is from RefSeq and is a predicted model, not a curated record. The coding region runs from base 220 to 1530 and encodes 436 amino acids. NCBI's taxonomy places the organism in Eukaryota, Viridiplantae, Streptophyta, Magnoliopsida, Fagales, Fagaceae. Gene Ontology annotation, molecular function: protein binding. The transcript is spliced from 4 exons.
UUUUUGUUCGGAAAGUUUGGAAGUCUAACCAAGAAGGAUGGCACUAGCAACCAUAAGUGAUUCCUCAUGUGGGACAGUAUCUUGUUUCUGAAGUCAUCAAGUUUGUGGUGGGGUCACAGUUCUCAUAUUCGCUUUUGGCUUGAUCCAUGGUGUGGGGAGGUGAUCCUUAAGCAGGUCUUUCUGGCACCAUUUCGAAUGGCCUGAAAUAAAGAGACUUACAUGGUAGCCUAUAUGCGUUGGAAUAACAAAGUUCUUCAUUGGGACAUUCUCUUUACCAGGAAAAUGUCCCAUGGGAAAGAAAAACGUGGAGCACAACCACCGACCCUGCAACGUAGGACGAACCAUGAUCUCCCAGAAGAAAUCGUGUUGGAAAUCCUAGCAAAGCAACCCGUGAAAUCACUCCUAAGAUUCAGGUGCGUUUGCAAACGCUGGUACUCUUCUAUAGCCAACCCCAGUUUCAUCUCCACCCACCUCAGUAACAAUCAUCACAAUCAGGGUCUUGUCAUACACUUGGCCAAAAAUAUUCGCAUACCUUCUUCUGGUCGUCUUGACAGACAAGUCUGUACGCUCGCUCGCGACCGCACGUUUGAAACCAUAUCCAAGUUUCCAAUUCCCUUCACUUUUAAUUCUUGGUUUCUUGUUUUAGCGGGUUCAUGCAAUGGCAUAUUGUGUUUCAGUGAUUAUAUGACACCAGGGUGUAAUGAUGUUUAUUUGUGGAACCCCAGUAUUAGAAUGUUUAAGAGGUUGCCCGAUACUUGCUUGACCCAGUUACGUAAAGUGGCACUCGGGUUUGGGUAUGAUUCACAUACUAAUGACUACAAGGUUGUCAAGUUUUCAUCGACUGUUGCUGAACCUAUGCCUCCCCCUGAGGUUGAGGUGUACUCGUUAAGUUCGGAUUCGUGGAAAAGAAUUGAACUUGGAAUCUCGUGGAGACCCAAUGUUGUGUACCGCAACUUUAAUUUUACUUUGACAUUCCCAGUUGUGAGUGGACAUUUGCAUUGGAUGAUAGAAAUGAUAGAAGAAGGAGGUGGGCAAGAGGGGCGUUCUACUGCUAUGAUUUUGUCAUUUGAUCUCAAUAGUGAGAAAUUCAAAGAGCUACCACUGCCUGAUGAAGAAGGAAGUUGUUUUAAGAAAGGACUCACCUCGUUCAAAGAAAAACUCGCUUUGAUUAAAUUUGGAAGUGGUGUACAACCACAUAGUGUGCUUUUAUGCUCCAUUUGGGUGAUGAGGGAGUACGGUGUAUUUGAUUCCUGGAAUAAACUUUGUGUUCUAACCAUUCAAAUUCUUACUGAUUUCAUUGGUUUCACCAAAUAUGGUGCACUCAUUCGAAAAAAGACUUGGCUGGUAUCCGCCAAUGGUGUAUUAAAGAGCAAAGAUAAGUGUGUCUUAAUUGACCCAGAAACUCUGCAUGAGAAGGAGAUUAUUACUCAAGCUGAUUCUCAGUUAAAUGUAGCUACUUACAUGGAGAACCUUACUUUACUAGAUGGAGCAAAUGUGGUAUCUUAUAAAGAAGAUUUGCUAUGUGUGUAAGAAGUGAUGUCAUUGCAGAUUGAAAAAUAAUUUUCGCCAGAGGAAGAAGCAGAGCAGGAAUGCUUGUAAGAGGCAGAAGAAGCCUUUGCUUGGAAAGUUUGGAAGCUUACUCAAGAAGGACACUAGCAACCAUAAGAAGAUAAAUAGACCAGUUUGGUCUAACUUGUGCCCUGCUAGCAGGCAGAUAUAUUUGGUAUCAAUUUGCACCUAAAUGUGUUUGCUUCAUUUUUUUUUUUUUUUUGAUAAGAAUGUUUGCUUCAUUUUUUUUGCUUCCAGAAAGCAGACUAGGUUUAAGAAGUGAAGAGGCUUCUAUUAUCUUUUUAGUUUUUUCCUUCUAUCUCUUUUGUUUUUAAAAUAUGAGUACUCAUGUGGGACAGUAUCUUGUACGUGAUGGAGAUUUUUAUGCCUUCAUUUUCAUUUUGUGUUCAUUGCCCUUCUUAUCUUAGAUUUUAUGAAAAGGAGUGGUAAUUUGAAUUUGAA